This is a messenger RNA of Lathyrus sativus (Indian pea), 441 nucleotides long. Lineage: Eukaryota; Viridiplantae; Streptophyta; Magnoliopsida; Fabales; Fabaceae. The record is from the annotation of a GenBank genome assembly.
AUGAGUGUUUUUAAAGUAAUAUUUUACACGAAGGGAUAUUUUGUAAAAGACACAAUGCUAAAGUAUGAGGGUGGGGAAGUUUAUGCCUUUAAUGGUCAAGAUAACGAGUCAUGGUCAUUUUUUGAGGCAUGUGAUUUAAUUAAGGGAAUGGAUCAUGGGUUUGAGUACAACAAUGUUAAGAUGUGGUGGAAACAUGGUGAUGGUACUUUAAAAAAUGCCCUAAGACCUUUUAGGGAUGAUGGUGAGGUUGAAAUAUACACGGAGGCUAAACCUAGUAUAGGGAAUGAAACCUUUAUGGAGAAUGCAAGAAAGAAGAACAAGGAUAAAAUAUGUGAAGAUGAGGUUGAUUUAAAUACUGAUGAGGGUUCUAGUGAUGAAGAUGUGAAGGAUGUCAAAUUUGAGGAUAGUGAAGAAGAAAGGACGAAGGGUUUUGAUGAGUAA